Messenger RNA from Orycteropus afer afer, 2070 nucleotides. RefSeq names its product DEAD-box helicase 1 (gene DDX1). The record is from RefSeq and is a predicted model, not a curated record. The transcript is spliced from 26 exons. Gene Ontology annotation, molecular function: nucleic acid binding; RNA helicase activity; protein binding. Bases 1 to 2070 code for a protein of 689 amino acids. NCBI's taxonomy places the organism in Eukaryota, Metazoa, Chordata, Mammalia, Tubulidentata, Orycteropodidae.
AUGGCGGCCUUCUCUGAGAUGGGUGUUAUGCCUGAGAUCGCACAAGCUGUGGAAGAGAUGGAUUGGCUUCUCCCAACUGAUAUCCAGGCUGAAUCUAUCCCAUUGAUUCUUGGAGGAGGUGAUGUACUUAUGGCUGCAGAAACAGGAAGUGGAAAAACUGGUGCUUUCAGUAUUCCAGUUAUUCAGAUAGUUUAUGAAACUCUGAAAGAUCAGCAGGAAGGCAAGAAAGGAAAAACAACAAUUAAAACUGGUGCUUCAGUUCUCAACAAAUGGCAAAUGAACCCAUAUGAUAGAGGAUCUGCUUUUGCAAUUGGGUCUGAUGGUCUUUGUUGUCAGAGCAGAGAAGUGAAGGAAUGGCAUGGGUGUAGAGCUACUAAAGGAUUAAUGAAAGGGAAACACUACUAUGAAGUAUCUUGUCAUGACCAAGGAUUAUGCAGAGUUGGGUGGUCUACCAUGCAGGCUUCCUUAGACCUAGGUACUGACAAGUUUGGAUUUGGCUUUGGUGGAACAGGAAAGAAAUCCCAUAAUAAACAGUUCGAUAAUUAUGGAGAGGAAUUCACUAUGCAUGAUACUAUUGGAUGUUACCUCGAUAUAGAUAAAGGGCAUAUCAAGUUCUCCAAAAAUGGAAAAGACAGACAUUACACUACCAAAUCUCAGCACACAGGCAGUGCACAGGUGGCACAAGCGAAGUUCCUCCCCAAUGCUCCGAAAGCCCUCAUUGUGGAACCCUCCCGAGAGCUGGCUGAACAAACUUUGAAUAACGUCAAGCAGUUUAAGAAAUACGUUGAUAAUCCUAAAUUAAGGGAACUUCUGAUAAUUGGAGGUGUUGCAGCUCGGGAUCAGCUUUCUGUUCUGGAUAAUGGGGUAGAUAUAGUGGUCGGAACUCCAGGACGACUAGAUGAUUUGGUAUCAACUGGAAAACUGAACUUAUCUCAAGUUAGAUUCCUGGUCCUGGAUGAAGCUGAUGGGCUUCUUUCUCAAGGCUAUUCUGAUUUUAUAAACAGGAUUCACAAUCAGAUUCCUCAGAUUACCUCUGAUGGGAAAAGACUUCAGGUGAUUGUUUGCUCUGCUACUUUGCAUUCUUUUGAUGUAAAGAAACUGUCUGAGAAGAUAAUGCAUUUUCCCACUUGGGUUGAUUUAAAAGGAGAAGAUUCUGUUCCAGAUACUGUCCAUCAUGUUGUUGUCCCAGUGAAUCCCAAAACUGACAGACUCUGGGAAAGGCUUGGAAAAAGUCACAUUAGAACCGAUGAAGUACAUGCGAAAGAUAACACCAGACCUGGUGCUAACAGUCCAGAGAUGUGGUCUGAAGCUAUUAAAAUCCUGAAGGGGGAGUAUGCUGUCCGGGCAAUCAAGGAACACAAGAUGGAUCAAGCAAUUAUCUUCUGUAGAACAAAAAUUGACUGUGAUAACUUGGAACAAUAUUUUAUGCAACAAGGAGGAGGACCUGAUAAAAAAGGGCACCAGUUCUCAUGUGUUUGUCUUCACGGUGAUAGAAAGCCUCAUGAGAGAAAGCAAAACUUGGAAAGAUUUAAGAAAGGUGAUGUAAGAUUCUUGAUUUGCACUGAUGUGGCGGCUAGAGGAAUUGAUAUCCAUGGUGUUCCUUAUGUUAUAAAUGUCACCCUACCUGAUGAAAAGCAAAACUAUGUACAUCGAAUUGGCAGAGUAGGAAGAGCUGAAAGGAUGGGUCUGGCCAUUUCUCUUGUGGCAACAGAAAAAGAGAAGGUUUGGUACCAUGUAUGUAGUAGCCGUGGAAAGGGGUGUUACAACACAAGACUCAAGGAAGAUGGUGGCUGUACCAUAUGGUACAAUGAGAUGCAGUUGCUAUCUGAGAUAGAAGAACACCUGAACUGUACCAUAUCUCAGGUUGAGCCAGAUAUAAAGGUACCAGUGGAUGAAUUUGAUGGGAAAGUUACCUAUGGUCAAAAAAGGGCCAUUGGUGGUGGAAGCUAUAAAGGCCAUGUGGAUAUUUUGGCACCUACAGUUCAAGAGUUGGCUGCCCUUGAAAAGGAGGCACAGACAUCUUUCCUGCAUCUUGGCUACCUUCCUAACCAGCUGUUCAGAACCUUCUGA